CUACAACUCCCGGCAGACAGUGCGCAAAGCGCGUGCGCACUGCGGGGCGGUGGAGGGUGCCGCCGGUGGUAGGGAAAGAGUCGGAGGCGUGCGCAGCUCCAGGCAGACCUACCUAGUUCUUGAUAAGGACAAAGGGACCGCGACAACUUCUCUGGCCCAGAUUUCUCAAGGGAGGGAUAAAAUGAGUAAGAGGAAGAAGCUUCGGACCUCAGGAGAAGGAAUCCAUCUUCUGAAACCCCCAAAGAACCCAAGGCUCAGAGACUCUGAUGGGGUCCCCCAGAGUUCCGAGUUGGGCCCUUUGCAUCACUCUGAAGAGUCGGAAGGCAGGUCAGGACCUGCUCCCUCUGCAGAGCAGAGUGGGGAGGAACCAGGACAGGCGGCCUCCAGUUCCCCAGAUAAGGAAAUAGGAGCUCCCUCCAGACUCCUUGGACAACCAGAAAAGGAGCCAAUUCCUUUUCCUUCUUCCCAGAGCUCAUUUGGGAGGUUUGUCCCCCAGUUUGCAAAACCCAAGAAGACAGAGACAAGACAAGCAGCUACAAAAGAAGAGGACCUUGGAAGUGGGGCCUUUAGCUUGGAAACACCACCAGAGCCCAGUGUACAGCAGGCAGGAAGCCAGUCAUGGGAGGAGUCCCCAGGGCUCACCAUCUGGGAGGCCAGGAAGCCAGGAGACCAGACCCAGGCACAUGGCACCUGCUCUGAGCACAACGUCCAAAACCCGGUAACACCUAUGUCCAGCAGGGGGAAUUCUCAGCCUGAGGUCUCCAACGAUGCCUCUCCAGAAUGGCGGAUGGUGCCUUCGGCUUCAGAAAGGGCCAGCCAGGACCACCUGUUGGAGCAAGGAACCAACUUGCCAGACAGUGGAAGCACAGAGAGGGGUGGGAUUCCAGGUGAUUAUGGCCAGAAAGGGCGUCAACCAAACAGUGAUGCUGAAGAGGAGGAGCCAGACCGAGGAGCCCCACAGGAGGAAGGGGCCCAAGGGGGAGCAGGGGAUGAUCAGGAGGAAGGAGACAGCAUCCUGGAGCUGGCCACUUGGGACCCAGAGCCCAGAUCUGUGGCUCAGGGCCCCCCUCACCUCGUGCAGACACUCAGCAGGGCUGGUUGGGAAGCAGAAGGGAGCUGUAACAGCCCAAGAUGCUCCUCCCUUAUGACUACUGUCAGCACAGACACCAUUAAUCCAAAACAGAGGGCUCUGGAGGUGGCUGGGCCAGGUGGGAAGGUGAACACCAGGAUGCCUGCCUCUCUCAGUGGGAAGGCCCCUGCUGGAGGCCAUAGCGGGGCACUGCUCAGAGGAGUGUCUCUUGUUGGGGAGACCACAGGAGACCGAGGGGAGGUGGAGUGGGAAGCCAAGCCCCCUGGUGAUGUCCUGGAGGGCCCUGCAGCCUCCCUGACUCUGGCUCAUGAGAUACAAGAGCCCACAAUAAGUGCUGGAGAUUCCAGCCCUGUAGCCUCAGAAAUGGGCCCAGCUGUUGAUCAGACACAGGUGCCAGGCCUGGAUCGAGAAGGACUGGGAGGUUUGUGUGCACUGCCUUUGCUGUCGCAGCCCUCAGGUGAAGAGGCAGCUGAAUUAGAUGGCCAGAGCCACGAACAAGACCUUGGGGGGCUCAAUCUGUCCCUUGGAGCCUCUGCUGUGUCAGUGCACAGAGAAGCAGUGAAUGGCCCUCCCCUGGAUGCCAAGGCCCACCGGGGAAGCCCAGAUGCUAUUGAAGGCCUGGGUGGCCAGCCUAACUGGCCUGACUCUGCAGACCAGGCUGCGUUAGGGGGGUCCCCAGCCAUUGAACUCGACUUCUUGCCAGACAGCCAAAUACAGGAUGCCCUGGAAACUCCUGACUUUGAAGCCCCACUUAAGCAGUUUCCUGCAGGGAGCGGGCUGGGUCCUUGCUGGCCUGGCACCAGCCUACUUGCUGAUGGAGGCCGCCUUUCCAAGGCCCAGCCAAGUACCUAUGAAAAGAUCAAGCCCUAUGAAGCCGCAAGGAUGGAGGAUGCAACAGGCACCAUUCGUGGUCUUGUCAUUGAGCUCUCCAACCUCAACCGGCUGAUCAUGACCGCCCACCGGGACCUGGAAGCCUUCAAGCGUCUCAGCUACUGCAAGGCAAAGCCUGUGGUGAAAGCCCCCCUGCCCUACACAUCAAAGGGGGCUGGGACUGGCCCUCAUGGGGAACAAUCCUGGAGGGAUUUGUAGAUGCUUCUAAACAGGGAUGCGGGGGGGGGGGGACCCAUGGGGAGUGGUUCCUACUCCUCCCAUGGAUGUGCGUGUUUUCCUUGGAGCCCUGGCCCCCAGAGGUGCCUGAUGUUCCUGCCAAACAGCUGGCAACAAUCCCUCAGUACACCCUGAAAAGCUUGCAGUCCCCAAUGUUGCUCCUGGUAUUUUGUUACCCCCGAGGUGCUCCAGCGGGUCCUAGUGGGCCUGGAAACUGCCCUUCAGCCAACCUGGAAGUCAGCUUCCCCUGGGAAACCCUGGAGGCCCCUCUGGAGUCAACAGCCUCCUUCUGGAGUCUGUAUGGGGGAGGGAACCUGUUCCUCCUGAGGCUGAGGCUGUGGUGGGAGGUGGAGGCGGGCUGGAGCUCCAGCAGUAGGGCCCAGAGCCACCCAGAUAGUUAUCUGGGUUUGCAAAUUUUGGCUUCUUUAACUGAGGUUACGGCAGGUUCAGAAUUCCUUUCCUGGAGGAGAAAAGGGCUCCCUUUGUUGCUUCUAUGUUUGUCUUUCUCCACAUUUCCAUUUUAUCUCUUCUGGGAAGACCAUUAAAUGAUUCUCUAACAAGGCUCCAGGACCUGCUGUUUUGGGGUUUGGAGUGUUCGGGUCCCUUGGUGUUCUGCCCACAAACCUUCUUAAUCACCUCUUUCCCCCUUUCACUUCUUAUCCUCCCUGGGAAGGCAAGGGGCUACUGCUGGGACACAAGUCAGAGGGUCCUUGCAAGUUCACAAGUGUGUCGGAUUCCCCAGGAGCAGAUGGCUGUGUGUGCCCAUGCAGGCACACACACCCGUUUCUGGGGGUGGUGAGCCCACAAGAUGUCCAUCUGGAGAGUUUGCUUUCAAGUGCUCGGUGGCCUCACCUGUCCUCUGUGAAACAAGCUGCUUUGAGGUCUCAGCAUGGGAGGAGGCAGUCCUGGCGGGUGGUUGUGAUGCAGACCUGGUACCCAGGGUGGACGUUGCACAGCCCCCAUGGCAGCAUCACAAGCAGCCCCAGGCACUGCCGUCAAAUCCAUUUCACGGAAAACAAUGCUUCUGUUAGAUUGGUCACCACCAUGUGGACUGGACCCGCCCCUUUAUUCUGUCUAUGGCCCCUGCACCCAGCACCCAAACUUGUAGGGCCAUGGCAGGGCACCCCUCCGACUGCCUUCCUCCACCCUGGGAGACCCCAUGCGGGAGAAGAGCGAGUCAGGUCAGGGUCCCCCACUGCCUUUCCUUCCUUGACACCACCAGGAUAUGCCAGUUAGUCCUGCUCCCUAGGUCAACCCCUGGUGGCUCUCGCUUAUGCCAUUAGCAGUUUGUAACAGCUGGCAGUUGCUGCGAUAUUGUGUCCCCAACUCAGCUUGAAGCCCCUUUGGGCUGCUAAGGAGGCCUCCUCUGUGUCUUUCUCCUCCCUUCUCCCCUCCAAGCCUAGGCAGAAGGCUGUCCUCAAGGACAGGCUCCGAUACCUAGCUCUCCUCCUUGGUGGCCUCAGGUCCCAGUUCAAGGGCAGAGGGGACCUGCAAAAUCCCAACCCUGCUGCCACCCAACCCAGAAAGACCGUGUGGGCUGGGGGCAGAGGCCAGCUCUGGGCUUGGGGAAGGUGUGGGGAUGGACACUUGCCACCUGCUGCCCCCCCGAAGGCCAGGGAAACAAGCUCUGGCAGUAGAGGAGGCAGAUGGGUGGGGGCUUCUCUGAGCAUAGCCCCCCAGGAGAACUGGAUCACAAGCCCUGUGUGGGGAGGGAUCUCCAUCUCCUUCCUCCUCUUGCCAAGCAGACCCAAUUGCUUUCACAGUGCCCAGGCCCAAGGCCUGGGCUGGACAACCCCACAGGACAGGAGCCCCAGUCCUUUCGCCCUCCCCUAGAAGUCCUUCCCUUGCUCUGAAGUUCCUGGCAUGUGACUCCAAGGCCCAGGUCGCUGGGACAUUGUGGUGUAAUUGUCUCUCCAUUUUCCCCCUCAAAUCAGGGAUCCACCCCCAGCAUGGGGGGAUUCCCAUUUGGCAUGUUAAUAUGUGUGGGGUGGCUGAGAGUUUGAAAACACCAAACAUCACAGAAGGGGCCUAAUGUGCUAACCUGGCAGCAGAGUGUCAUGCCCAGAAGUGCCAGGAGAGGGGCAAUGACCCCUCAGAGUCCUACAGCUGCCCUGUGGUGCCCACUCCCAGUCUCAGUUCACCCCAGUGCCCCAGGGCGAACAGCAGUCAGGAAAGUAGGGGUCGGAGUAAGAAGUGUG
Hipposideros armiger (great roundleaf bat) is the source of this 4395-nucleotide messenger RNA. RefSeq names its product break repair meiotic recombinase recruitment factor 1 (gene BRME1). Lineage: Eukaryota; Metazoa; Chordata; Mammalia; Chiroptera; Hipposideridae. The record is from RefSeq and is a predicted model, not a curated record. Gene Ontology annotation, biological process: double-strand break repair involved in meiotic recombination. The transcript is spliced from 10 exons. Bases 182 to 2179 code for a protein of 665 amino acids.